This is a messenger RNA of Oryzias latipes (Japanese medaka), 5231 nucleotides long. The record is from RefSeq and is a predicted model, not a curated record. NCBI's taxonomy places the organism in Eukaryota, Metazoa, Chordata, Actinopteri, Beloniformes, Adrianichthyidae.
AAACAUUAUAAGUAAAUGUAUUUGUGAACUAGCUAAUGUUUUGAAUAAACAGAGACACAGCUUUAUUUUCAAGUAGCACUGUAUCUAUAAAUGAUUGUUUUUAAUCAAUUGUAACUUGAGUAACACUUUUUAUAUGCUGUUUUUAUGCCUAAAAAUAAUGAAUCUUCUCAGAAAAAAACGUUUAAGCCUUUUUUGUUGUCUCCUUGUCAAAGUUACUUAGGGUAAAGAUUUUUGAAAUAGUUGUUGCAGGGUAAAAAAAUCGUAAAAACCAAUUCUACAGAUCAUAACUUCAAAAUAUUUCUAAGUAUACAAUAAAAAAAAAUUACGUGGAUAAUUUUGACAAUGAUAAGACUCAAACAUAUUACCUGAAAAAUAGAACGUUUUAGCGGGGCUUUUAUUUUGAAGGAAGAUUUUGAAACUGUCAAUCUGAGCCGUUUUCACUUCCGGGUCAGUGUCGGUUUCUCAAUUGCUGUCGUUCUGCUGUCAAUUCACACUUCCCCGUGAAUUUUACUUGUCCAAAAUUCUUUUUAAACUCAGCGACUUUGCAACUUCUACCGUCCAAAAGCCAACAUGGUGUUCAAAGUAACUGUCCACGUGUCCUGGAAGACCACACGGACGCUGUGGUUGGUCAUGCUUGUCAGCCUGUGUGUGUCCAUCACUGUUUGCCGAGCAUCAUCCCCUCAGGAAGAGGACAGUGCCAUGGAGAACAUCGUUACGGAAAAAAAGGCAGAGGAGAGCCACAGACAGGACAGCGUGGAUUUGCUGAUCUUCAUCCUGCUCCUCACCCUCACCAUCCUAACCAUCUGGCUGUUCAAGCACCGGCGGUUCAGAUUUCUGCACGAAACGGGGUUGGCGAUGAUUUACGGUUUAAUCGUUGGCGUAAUCUUGCGCUACGCCAUCCAUCUUCCCCGGGAUGUCAGCAACGUCUCCAAGAGUUGCUACGUCAACGCCAGCCCCCCGACUCUGCUGAUCAACGUCAGCGGCAAAUUCUAUGAGUACACUUUGAAGGGAGAGAUCAGUGCCAACGAGGUGAAAGACGUUCAGGACAAUGAGAUGCUGCGCAAGGUCACCUUUGACCCUGAAGUGUUCUUCAACAUUCUGCUGCCCCCCAUCAUCUUUCAUGCUGGAUACAGCUUAAAGAGGAGACAUUUUUUCCGGAACAUGGGGUCCAUCUUAGCUUUUGCAUUUCUGGGGACGGUUAUUUCCUGUUUCUUUAUCGGGUUGCUGAUGUACGGAUGUGUCACGCUGAUGAAGCAGGUGGGACAGCUUCACGGAGACUUCUUCUUCACCGAUUGCUUAUUCUUUGGAGCUAUUGUCUCUGCCACCGACCCAGUGACAGUCCUGGCUAUCUUCAAUGAGCUGCACGUGGAUGCAGACCUGUACGCGUUACUGUUUGGAGAGAGCGUGCUCAACGACGCUGUAGCUGUCGUUCUGUCUUCGUCUAUUGUAGCAUACCAGCCACAAGGAGACAACAGCCACACCUUUGAGGCCACGGCCCUGCUGAAGUCUUUCGGAAUGUUCCUGGGAGUUUUUAGCGGCUCCUUCGCACUCGGCGUGGCCACCGGAGUCUUCACAGCCCUCGUAACUAAAUUCACCAAGCUGAGGGAUUUCCAGCUGCUGGAGACGGCGCUCUUCUUCCUUAUGUCGUGGAGCACCUUCCUGUUGGCUGAGGCUUGUGGCUUCACAGGUGUGGUGUCAGUGCUGUUCUGUGGAAUCACUCAGGCCCACUACACCUACAACAACCUGUCUGCAGAGUCUCAGGACAGGACCAAGCAGCUCUUUGAACUGUUGAAUUUCCUGGCAGAGAACUUCAUUUUCUCCUACAUGGGUCUGACCUUGUUCACCUUCCAGAACCACGUUUUUAAUCCGAUGUUCAUUGUUGGAGCCUUUCUGGCGGUGUUCCUGGGAAGAGCUGCUAACAUAUAUCCCCUCUCACUGCUUCUCAAUCUGGGACGACGCUACAAGAUUAGAUCGAACUUCCAGCACAUGAUGAUGUUUGCAGGUCUGAGAGGCGCCAUGACGUUCGCCUUGUCCAUCAGGGACACGGCCACAUACGCCCGUCGGAUGAUGUUUUCCACAACUCUUCUCGUUGUCUUCUUCACUGUUUGGAUUUGUGGCGGUGGUACCAUGCAGAUGCUGUCCUGCCAGCGUAUACGAGUUGGGGUUGACUCUGAUCAGGAUAACUCUAUGAGUUUCACUGAUGGAUCAGAGAGGAGAAGCACCAAACAAGAAAGUGCCUGGCUCUUCAGAAUUUGGUACAACUUUGACCACAAUUACCUGAAGCCCAUCCUGACUCACAGCGGCCCACCCCUCACAGCGACCCUGCCUCCCUGCUGUGGCCCCCUCGCCCGCUUCCUCACCAGCCCACAAGCCUAUGAGUUGUUGUUGGACUCACAAAUCACAUCCCGGUUAUCUUUCCCCCAGAAUGAGGGCCAGCUGAAGGAUGACGACUCUGACCUCAUCCUGACGGAUGGUGACAUCAACUUGACCUACGGUGACAUAACGGUCAGUACCGACGCCUCAGGUUCCCACACCAGCAGCGGCCUAGGCUACACCGGCGCUGCCACCUCCGAUGACUUGGACAGAGAGUUGGCGUACAGCGAUCACGAGCUGGUGAUGAGGGGCACUCGUCUGGUGCUGCCUAUGGACGACUCCGAACCGCCAUUUACAGACUCCUACCACAAUUUACGGAUGUAACAGCACAGACCCAAACGUUCCCCCAACUGCAACUGACCCGAGCCUCUGGAAGGAACGAUCAGAACCCACUUUCCAACUUUCCCUCAUCUGUUUCGGAUCACUUUGCCUCGCUCCUUCUUUGCUUUGAUCCAAUGCAUUUUCCCUCUUUUUUUUGGCCAAAUCAUUCUCUCUACCUCAUCUCCGUCUGCUCAUUUCCACUCCUCUUUAGUUCCUGCCAUUGCUGGAUUGCAGCAACAUUUAUUUGACAGUUUUACACAUCUCAGCACGUUGUGUGUAAAAGCAAGUAUGGUUCACUAGAUCAGUUGGUGUAUAGAAUAUCCCAAGAGAAUUAUAUUGUAUGCAUGCAGCCGAUGCUUGUCGUCGUUUUUUUUAACUUGAGAUUUAUGAUUUUUUUUUUCUGUCUGAUCUUGAAUGUUGCUGCUUUUUCUCUGUGCGUCAGAGGCAAGCUGGCCCUGUGAUCAACCUUUCUGUACAUUUGAUUACAAACAAGUGCCUGGGAACUGUAGUUUUUAGCAUGGUGACCCUACGACUGGAUUUGGGAGGCAGAGCCACUUCAGGAUGGGGCCGUCGUUUGGUCUCCCUUUGUAGAAAAAAGCAAAAAGAUAAAUCACUGUGUACUAGGUGACAAAAUACCGGUUGGGUGUUUUCGGUUGUUGUUAUUCACUCGUGAACAGUGUCUAACGAUGCGAUGGCCCUGAUCGUGCCGUUUACUGGCGGUGAGCUGCGGAUCUGUGACCUCAGACUGUAACAGAGAAAGAAUUCCCACCUCCUUUUUAGAUGCAGGCAGAGGCGCUCACAGCAGAUGUUGGAGCCCCCGCUGUGAAAACCAGAUCCAGAUGAGCUGAUUUGAGAAAACCUGGUGCCAUUUCCCUCCACUGUUUUAUAAAAACCAAACCCUCUUGACCUCACAGUUUUGAAAUCUUCAUAAAUCCCAGUUUGAAUCUGUUUUUGGCUGGAUCAGCAUGUUUGACAUCGUCUGUGCUUUAACACUUUUUGCCAUAUUUUCUCAUGAACUUUGAAGAAACACCAGUAGUUAGCUGGGUUUGAAACAAAUAGACCUGAUUAUAGGUACUUAGGAAGAACAAAAGUGAUUUAUUUUCAUAUGAUCUUCUAAAGAGUUUUGUACCUGUUAAGAAAACGUUUGUCAAGUUAUUAUUUUUAUUAUUUAUGAGUUCUAGCUCUUUUUUGGACUAUUUGCCUAAUUACAUGGUAUGAUUAAUCUUUAAAAUUUGUAAACAGUCGUCUAAAACCCCAGACAAGAAUAUGAAUAGGUCCAUCUGGGAAGUAGAGAAGUAUAUUUAUGAGAUAUUAUGCUUAUAAAUGUAACUUUAACAUUUAGUCUUUCAGAAAAAAAUGGGUAGCAGGCAGAUCUUUUAUGUGCGUUAAAAUAUUUCAUUCAUGAGCUGCAGCUCCAGCCUUUCCAAAAGGAGAUCAUUUAGAUGAUAUGAGCAGAUAUUUGAACAGGCUCCGUGGCAGGCUGCCUUUCUGAGAACAAUUCUCUUACAUGUCAUGCUGGAUUUGUUAUUUAUUUUUUUUAUUUUUUUUGACUGUGCCAUACAGAGCAAGGUAUGAUGGGUAACUGGGGCUUGAAAGAUGAGGCUCUACCAAAAGAGUUGUUGAAAAGGUUUGUUUGUGUUAAAGCUUUCGUGAGCUGUUUUGGCCGCUGAGUUCAGCUGCCGCUGACGAAGCGUGUUCAACAGGAAGCGUUGAUAGGACGUCUCCAUGGCCACUCUGUUGUUUGGGUGCAGGCCAGGAAACUUUAAGUGUGUAGCUGAGCACAACAGGGUUGUUGUUUUCUUUAAGACUUUUUUCAGCCCAAAACAAAAAAGUGAGGACCGGAAAAAUAUUCUAGAUCGGGCUUGAUUAAAAAAGAAAAUGGUAAUAGUUGUUUGUGGAAGGAAGAGCAGGCCUGUAGAUAUGGCUUUUCUUUUCAUAGUUAUCUUCUGCUGUGCAGGAAUCUUUCCUUUUAUUUUUGUUUCCACAUUAUUCAUGAUUGUCCUCAGUUCUGCAGCCUAUUUUUUAAAGAGUUACUAUAAAUUAUAAUUUGCACUCAUUUUUGGUUCUCUGUAUUUCCAAACAUUUAUGUUUUGUACCGUGCGCUCUUGCAGGUUCUUGAAAAAUUGAUGUGUGUUAAAAAAAAAUCCUUUCAUCCUGUUAAGUGCUUUGUAUUGUUUGCAACUUGUCACCGUUUGAACGCUAAGAUGGUAAAACAGGUCCUGAGAGAAGUGUCUAAAUGACACACAGAGUAAGGUAAACCCUGCAAAAGCUGAACUUCGUCUUGGUGUUUGCUGACCAAAGAGGCCUGCGGUCCUCCUCCUCUAUCUUUAUACUCUCCAAGCUCCCCUUCAUGUGAAGAUGUGUGUUCUAAAGCCUGCAGGCAUAGACGUGGCUGUAAAUACACGUGUGUGUGUCUGAACACUCUUAUUUGUUACAGGUACUGUUUACAUAUGUGUAAAUAUGCUCUCACCUGUUCAUUUGCGUGCAACAUUAAAUGAACUAAAGCUUGUGCUCUUGAUUAAAGCAUCUUUAUUCUG